Messenger RNA from Colletotrichum graminicola M1.001, 561 nucleotides. Its product is annotated as carbonic anhydrase. The coding region runs from base 1 to 561 and encodes 186 amino acids. Gene Ontology annotation, molecular function: zinc ion binding; carbonate dehydratase activity. The record is from RefSeq and is a predicted model, not a curated record. The transcript has 3 exons. Lineage: Eukaryota; Fungi; Ascomycota; Sordariomycetes; Glomerellales; Glomerellaceae.
AUGUCCGACAUUCAGAAAAAUGUCGAGGCUGCCUCGGAGAGCUACUCGUCUGGCUUCGACAAGGGUCACCUGGCCUUGCCGCCGGCGAAGAAGUAUCUCGUCCUGACUUGCAUGGACGCCAGAAUCGAUCCGGCACGGGCAUUCGGCAUCGAGUUGGGCGAUGCGCACGUCUCUAAUAAGAAAUCAUGCGGGAUGGCGAUCCGUAGUUGUGUUGGCGGUUACCCCAUGGCUGGCGCUUCAGCUGUCGACGGACUCCGCAGCAUUGUCAUCUCGCAGCAGCUCCUCGGCACGCACGAGAUCGUCCUGGUCAAGCAUACUGGCUGUGGCAUGCUGACUUUCAAGAAUGAGGAUGCGUACGGCAUCGUCGAGAAGAACCUAGGUGCUGAUGCUUCAUUGGAGGCCAAGAACUGCAUCCCCGACUUUUUGGCCUUCCCCGAGCUGGAGGAGGCCGUCAAGAAGGACAUUGACUUCAUCAAAGCCUCCAAGUUAGUGCCCGACAGCGUGACACUGAGCGGCUGGGUAUACGAGGUCGAGACUGGAAAGACCAGGCGUGUUAUCUGA